CUCCACACUCUGACUGACUGACUGACUGAUACGGUAACCUGUGAGCGCGUGAUGCUGCUGCGUCUACCGCUCACAUUUUAAGAAGAAAACAAACCCGGACGGAUGGAUCUUUCACGAAAUAUAUUUUAAUACAGUUAACCGAGACGUUUCGUAUCGCGACUGAUCUGAAUGUUUCAGUCGGACGAGCUGAAGCGAACGCGGAUUCCACGCGCAGAGAAUCAAAGUCUCACGAACGCGCCGUAUAGCUGCGAAAACAUGGAUGUUCUGGCCAACUACAGUAUUUUUCAAGAACUUCAACUCGUUCACGACACCGGUUACUUCUCAGCCAUGCCGUCGCUGGAGGAAAACUGGCAGCAGACGUGUUUGGAGUUGGAGCGCUACCUUCAGACGGAACCAAAAAGGUUCUCCGAUCUCUUCGACGAGGAACUAGACGACCUCCUCACCCCGUCGUUUAUGAAGGAAGACAGCGAGGAAGAUCUUUUAGACCCUGUCCUACCCAGCCUGAACGACCCUCCUAGCCCACCUCCUCCUCAUCUUACUCCACGUAAAGAACCCAUCUCUGCCUCCUCCACUAAAGUGACAUCUCCAGAUAUCACCUUAGGGGUCAACGCUGCCCAGCUGAACGCCGUCACGUCUCUCACACCACCCUCAUCCCCGGAACUGGGUCGUCACCUGGUCAAACCCACCCAUACCCUCAGUGCCUCACCUGACGGGACCCUCACGCUCAAGCUGGUUGCCCGAAAGGUGGGCUUGAGCACCGCCAAGCUGGUGGCAGCCCAUCCUGUACCCCUCUCUCCGCAGAACGGAAACAGCGGGGCGCAGAGCGACGGGGAACAGGGCGGGACCUGCUCCAUAGGAGCUGGUGAGAUGGCAGAAAACAAGAAGAGAGUCCAUCGCUGCCAGUUCAACGGCUGUCGGAAGGUCUAUACUAAAAGCUCACACUUGAAGGCACACCAGAGGACACACACAGGAGAGAAGCCGUACAAGUGCUCAUGGGAAGGCUGCGAGUGGCGUUUCGCGAGGAGCGACGAACUGACGAGGCAUUAUCGCAAACACACCGGCGCCAAGCCUUUCAAGUGCAAUCACUGCGACAGGUGUUUCUCUCGAUCCGACCACUUGGCAUUGCACAUGAAGAGGCACAUCUGAGGAGGAAGAGCCCAAAGGGUGAGGUGGAGGAAGAGACAGAGAGGAGGUAGAGGGAAAGAAAGAGAGAGAAUGAUUAUAAGAAGGUACUGGAUAAACCACAGGCCGUUCGCCCAGCCCAACAGCGCAGGGCCCUCGAGAGACCGAUAGAGGGCCACAACCAACUGACCGCCACGGGCUGCGCUUAAAAAUGUCUCGAGGUUUGGUUAGCAAGAUCUGAAUCACGUCUGCUAACCAUGUGGACGUUUAUCUGAUCAACUGUGCGGACUACACUUUAUUAGGUAUUUGCAUACUAUUUGAAACAUCAUUGACUGCUUCAGUUUCUACUUCUACCAUUUUCCUACAUCUCCAAGAUGAUUCAUUUUUGUCUAUCUAGUUAGAAUGCAUCUUAUGCAUACUAUGACAGAUUUUAUAUUAUGGAAACCCAAUUAAGAUGCAGCUCCUUGGAAACUUUGGAGAGCAUCAAAUCCGAAGAGACACGAUUUAUUUGUUUUUCCAUUUUGAGCGUGGAUUAUCUUUCCACCUUGAUCAAGUGGAAUGGAGAAAGCUGGCGACAAAGUGGAAUUGUCUAUUUUUCUGCUCAAAUGUGAAUCUGAUUGGACGCAGCGGGUCUUACGUUCUUCGUGCGUGGACAAAUCUCUCUCUUUCAAGUCCCCCCUGCCAACCAAUAGCUGCGCAGCGACACUUUGUGACUUUUUAUAAAGAAGAAAAUAAGGCAGAGAACUUUUUGAACGGUGACUGGGUUAUAUAUAAUUCAUAAGACAUGUUUUGCGUUUCUCCUGUGGAUGUGUACAAAAGAGAAAAAAAGGAAAAGAAAUGGACCAAAAAGACCGCCACAUGCACAAGGGAAGAACAGCGGAUUCUACACUGGCAUAGACGGCAAUUGUGGGACUUCAUUUCAAAACGCAAACUUUUAGUCUUGAUUAAAAGAAAAGCAAGGUUGUUGUUGUUGUUGUUGCACACGUUUUGAGCAUUCCUCAACAUUAUUUAAAACUUUCUCUCAUAACCUCGAUUACUUUGGGAAUUUAGGACUAGCAUGAAAGGAGAAAGCGUUGUGGUUUGUGUGUUCCGGUACAAUCGAGACGGCAGAGGUUUGCACACACAAAAUUUUAUAAACGUAUCAAAAUAUGUCAAUUUUACAUCUGUCGGUUUAGUACAGAUGUAUAAAACCGUUCAAUGAAAGGUGUCCGUUGUGUGUUUUAAGAGUGAAUAUAGUUUACUGGUUCAACAGGUGAUAUUUUACACUUAUAACGCAUCUGCAUUUUUAGACUUCGUGGCGGAGUUUAGAUGUUACCGAUUAUUACUUUUUAAGUUACCGUCUGCCUUGUUUUGCAGGUUAAAAUGGCUGUACACUUUGAAAAUUGUACAGUAAAAGCAAGGCUUAAAUUACGUACAAUCAUCCAUGGGAUCAAGCACUUUUAAAGAAAAGUGUUAUUGUAAGGUUGUUUGAUUCUGGAUGGCCCUGCAGCUAUGCAAUCAUCGAGUCAGCUGUACGGCUCAAUCUGCCCACGACAGAUCCAGUAAAUAUUUGUUUUUAAAGGAACAGUUCACCAAAAAAUGCAUUAUUUACUCUCUUUAUUAUUUCUUAUUUACAAAAGAAAUCGACACAAUUUGCGAGCUAUUUCCAAGUCUUUUAAAGUCAUGCAAUAGCUUUGUGUGAGAAAGAUAAAAAUUUAAUUUACAUGAUGUGGCAUACAAAUAUGGCACUUCAAGGCACUAAAGAUGCUUAAGAACGAAUCCAAACUCUUGUGUUACCUCUGUUUAUGGUGCUGUCUCAGGAUGCAAUCCUUUCAGUUCCCCUCAAAAUCAAUCAUAUUAAAGGGACACUCCACUUUUUUUAAAAAAAAUUGCUAAUUUUCCAGCUCCCCUAGAGUUAAACUUUGAUUUUUACUGUUUUGGAAUCCAUUCAGCCGAUCUCCAGAGUUGGCGCAUCCACUUUUAGCAUAGCUUAGCAUAAUCCAUUGAAUCUGAUUAGACCAUUAGCAUCACGCCUAAAAAAUUACAGAAGAGUUUCAAUAUUUUUCCUAUUUAAAGGGACAAUAAGUAGGAUUUACCCCCAUCUAGUGGUGAAAUUGUAUUUUGCAUUCAAAGGAACAGUGCUCUCUAGCGCCACGCUUUUCCAAAUGCGUGUUGCAACUACGGUAGCCGUUAUGCAAUCACUGAUCUCCUUGUCCGUUUCAGCUAGUUCACGUGUUUUGAACGAAAAUGCGUUGUGGAAAAGCAUUGAUAGGCUAAUGCUUUUUGUCCCUUUCUGCUAUUAUAUUUUAUCAGUAUCGCAGAACGACAUGGAAGCCUCCUUGGACUUACCAGUUCAAUGUAAGUAAAGAGAAGAAAUUCUAAGCUUACAAAGAAAAGUCAGAUCACUGGCAGAGGUCAUUUGACACCAACAAGGACAUAUUUAUGAAUAAAGACAUUGAUAAAGACAUUACUGUCCCUUUAAAACUUGACUCUUCUGUAGUUACAUUGUGUUCGUAGACCGAUGGAAAAUUAAAAGUUCCGAUUUUCAAUUUGUUAGUGAAAGUUAGGGCGAUUUAUAGUCGUGCGUAGGUCCUACGCCGUAGGCUAUCCGUAGCCUGUGCGUAGCUCUGCGUAGCCUGACGCGCACCUCACAACAUUUUUAACAGCGCGUCAGAUCUACGCGGACUGCAAGCGCUGUGAUUGGUCCACCAGAACCCCUCCCGUCUAAUAAAAAAACUGCGUCAUAGGUAUUUCCGUUUGUGACGGUGAAAACAAAGAUGAGCCAAGUUGAGGAGUGAUUUAACUCAAACUGCAUCAAAAGUCGCUGUUUAUUUACUUCCAUCAUUGCUGGUCUUCUCAAAUUAUACACAACAAGUUGCUGUUUCUUCUUCGUUUGUGGGUUAACUUGCUUAGCUUCUUCUUCUGUGACUUCUUCUGGUGCUACUGUGGUUACACGCGUGGUUACUGCCUACCAGCGGUAUGCGGGUGUGUUUGCACGUCGAUGCGGACGACGACGCAGAAGUAUAAAUGAAAACCGACGCGGAACCUACGCCGUCGCGGCUACACCGUAGGACCUACGCACGACUAUAAAUCGCCCUUUAUUCUUAAAGAAGUAUAAAAAAAAAGUGUGUCCUUUUAAAAUUAACAUUGUCAACAUUUUUCAAAAAUUAAAGCGAGUAUGUGACUGAACAUAAUUUUGGGUGAACUGGCCCUUUAAGGACUCCAAGAUCCUUUUACAGAAUUUGUUGUGGCGUAAGCCAAUCAGAAUGUCAGUGAGGGGUCGGACUAAGAGACCCAUAUUUGAAGAAUAAGUUGUUAAUGAGCACAACCAACCUAGGUUUUAACUUUUUAACCAUUGCAUACAACCCAUACUGUAUAUAAACAAUUCGGCUUAGGGUUAUUUUGAUGCUUGGGAUGUUCAAACACAGUACAUCGAGGGGUUUUUAGACCUGCAUAAACAUAUUUCAACAAAUCAAUUCAAAAUCAAAUUAUAUCCUAAAACUUUACAUAAAAUAACACCAUUUGGCUCAUUUUGACCAGUCAUCUGUCUACAUCGUGCUUCUCGCUCGCUCACUAACGUGGACCAACGGGAGAAACAUUUGACAGAAAGGCAGUAUGGGUAAUGAGAAAUGAAUUGGGCUCUCCCGGCAGCGGCCAGCCCUGGUCGCCCCCUCAAUGGGGUGGAACGGAGUGGCACCACACUGGGGUCGCACACAGCGCUUAUGCUGACCACGACAUCUUAUCACAACUGCCCGACACAGUCAAUUUCACCCGUGUAGCCGGGUGUCGGCUAACCUCCCUCCCCGGAGCUCGGCGAGGAAUAACAAAGACACGAGAUGGGAGGAAUCCGGGGCAGGCGAGCAUAUGCACAUAGCCUGCUUCCUGGAAGAAUUCGAUAUGAAAAGCGUCACCCCAUGGACUAAAUCACAAUCUUUUCAGAUUGUUGCGAAACGUAAUCAUGGGCUAUGCAGACGAAAUAUGAUUUUUGGUGAUACCUCAUACUAGAGACGAUGCAAGAAUUUUGUACGCUUAACUGUGACGCAUAAUUCAAAUCCAAUUUGAAACACCGAAGAGUUGCAUAAAGCAUUUAUGAAGAACACGUCCAGGUCACGUUUCAAUAACAUAAAAUUCGAUUUAAUUAUUAUUUGGGGGACCACUACGAUUUUGUGCUUUUUUUUUUUGAUGAUGAUAAUGUACCGUAAAACACAUUAUUACGGUAAUAAAGUAAAUAAUACAGCAUGUAAUUGUAAUGACCAUCAAGAAAAAUAUGAAUUCCAAAAACAUAGUCAUCUAAAGGUAUAAUUUGGGAUACGUUUUGAACUUCAAACUAUGUAUCAGAAGUAUUUAGGGUUGAACUGUCAUCUGGACAUGAGUGUAAAACCGUAUUCAUAUAAAAAAAAUGAAAGCUCAUCAUAUAUAUGCAUAUGCUAUCGUAUACGUAUAUAUGCUAUUGCACCCGAUCAAUCACAACCCAUUACAUCGCUAUUACUUUUCCUUCUGGAUUUUGGAGCGUUUGUUCACUUCAAGUGGAUCGUUUUCCUAAAUUCCCUCUUUAAAAUCCUCCGGCAGGACCAAUUAGGGACGUUACCUGGCAAAAAGCAGCUAUGAUUUCAUCUUAAUGGUCCUGGAAAAACCCCACAGAGAGCUUGUUGUCUGCUCUUUUGGCCUUGUUUUAUGUGCACCGUCUUUAGUUUCUCUCGAGUGCGUGUAAACCUUCUGCCUUUCGCCCACUUCAACAGCAGCGACAACUUGCUGACCUCUUCGUGUGGGAUAAUGCAAUUAUUUGUAAUUACCGACACACUCUUGCAGGAACAUUUUUACACUGUUAAAUUACGGAUUUACACCUUGAAGACCUGGCACAAGCCGAGACGCUGACGACAACGCAGGGAACAUUAAAUGAACGAGUUUGCUGCGGUUCCAUGCGACGCGUACGGUUUCAUAUCUCGUGACGGUACAAUUAUUUGGUUUUACAGAUUAGUAGCUUUACUGUUGUGUUUUACCCUUCCACUGCUCAAAACGCUGUGCUAAAAGCUUUCAAAUAGAUGGUAUGAUGACAAUAAACAGAGUGGUUUCCGAUGUUAGUCGCACUUGUAGUGUAGUUGCCCACAUUUCCUGCUGUAAAUUAACUCAAGAUACGAUCCGUAGGCUUCUUGCAGACAUUUCACGCUUCCCACUUUGCUCCGAUAUUUAUGCCGUUCUUUUUGUUUUAUUUGUUUAUUUGCUGUAAAAAGUGUUUGCAUAUAUUAUUUGUAUUAUACGAUGUUAGUACGACAAUGUUCUUUAUUAAGGAAAAAGGAAAAAGAGUUUAUUUUUGUUACUGGUUUGUUUCAUAAUUCUUUUUUAAAUUGGUAUUGUAAUAUAUCUAUGCAAGAACUGUUAAGUGAAGCAUUUUUAUUUAAGAAUGUCAUUAUGUGUAAUAAAUGGUAGAAUCUUA
Paramisgurnus dabryanus is the source of this 6535-nucleotide messenger RNA. RefSeq names its product Kruppel like factor 7a (gene klf7a). Gene Ontology annotation, biological process: regulation of transcription by RNA polymerase II. NCBI's taxonomy places the organism in Eukaryota, Metazoa, Chordata, Actinopteri, Cypriniformes, Cobitidae. Gene Ontology annotation, molecular function: DNA-binding transcription factor activity, RNA polymerase II-specific; RNA polymerase II cis-regulatory region sequence-specific DNA binding. The record is from RefSeq and is a predicted model, not a curated record.